UGUGGAGCUGAGGGAGACUAAGAUGUGCUUCUUGCUUAUCACGAAUCACAUCGAGCUUUUCACCAGCUGAGGGGGGAAUGCUGAACGAGGCAAUUUGAGCCAGGAUCAGCUGCCACAACUGCUGCCUUUUCUUUCAAAAAUAAAAAUAAAAAACAAGAACAUUUUAUUAUUUUAUUUCUUUGAUAUCAUACAUUAGUUUUGGUUCAUUUUUAGGGGGGACUAUGACAGCCAGUGCAUUUCGGCUGCAUUCCUGCUGUUGGCCAGGACUAUGAUUUAUCAAUGCUCUCAGCUUUGUUCUCGUGACACACUUGCACUCAUUCAGUCUCAUCAAAACAGCAGAGAGCGGUGAUUUGCCUUCAACUUCUUCGACGAUUUCGUCUGCAGCACGUUCUCACUUAAGCCGCCGCCGCGCUGUGUAGGCGUCGGGAGCCGCCAUGCGGAGCUCCGGCAGCGCCGCUCUGCUGCGCGUCUGCCUGCUGGCGCUCACGGCUCUCUGGAGAACCAGGUCAGUGAAUGCCGAUGCCACAUCGGAUGCCUUUAAUACCAACAUCACCCUGUUCACACGCAUCCUGGACAGCUUGCUGGAUGGAUAUGACAACCGUCUACGGCCAGGCUUUGGUGACAGGAUAACUGAGGUGAAGACAGACAUCUACGUCACCAGCUUUGGACCAGUUUCAGACACAGACAUGGAAUACACCAUAGACGUUUUCUUCCGGCAAAGCUGGAAGGAUGAGAGGUUGAAAUUUCACGGUCCGAUGAAUAUUCUGCCCCUCAACAACUUGAUGGCCAGUAAAAUCUGGACUCCGGACACCUUCUUCCACAAUGGGAAAAAGUCUGUGGCUCACAACAUGACCAUGCCUAAUAAGCUGCUGAGGAUCAAAGAUGAUGGCACUUUGCUGUACACUAUGAGGUUAACUGUGCAUGCAGAGUGCCCAAUGCAUCUGGAGGAUUUCCCCAUGGACUUUCAUUCCUGUCCACUAAAAUUUGGCAGCUAUGCGUACACAAUUUCAGAAGUGACUUACACUUGGACUCGAAAUGCGUCUGCCUCUGUGGAGGUGGAAGGAGAAAGCUCCCGCUUGAACCAGUACGACCUGCUCGGACAAACGGUCGGACAAGAGACUAUCAUAUCGAGUACAGGUGAAUACACGGUGAUGACAGCUCAUUUCCACCUGAAGAGGAAGAUUGGCUACUUUGUCAUCCAGACGUACCUCCCGUGCAUCAUGACAGUCAUUCUCUCCCAAGUGUCUUUCUGGUUGAAUAGAGAAUCGGUACCGGCGAGAACCGUGUUCGGCGUAACCACUGUCCUCACCAUGACCACGCUGAGCAUAAGCGCCAGAAACUCCCUCCCCAAGGUCGCCUACGCCACCGCCAUGGACUGGUUCAUCGCCGUCUGCUACGCCUUCGUCUUCUCCGCCCUGAUCGAGUUCGCCACCGUCAACUACUUCACGAAGCGCGGCUGGUCCUGGGACGGGAAGAGCAUCGUGACCGAAAAGAAAAAAGAAAGGGCGUCUGUCGGCAAGAAGAACAAUGCCUACGCCGUAGCGGUGGCCAACUACGCGCCAAACAUCACCAAGGACUCCGGCACGCUACCGACCAUCGCCAAAGGCGGAGCUAUGGAUCCCAACAAGCAGCGGGCGGACGGCAAAGUCCCCGACAGCAAGAAGACGUUCAACAGCGUGAGCAAAAUUGACCGGAUGUCAAGGAUUUUGUUUCCGGUUCUCUUUGGCAGCUUCAACCUGGUUUACUGGGCCACCUACUUAAGCAGAGAACCCAUUAUAAAGGACAUGGUCCCCUCCACUUAGAGGCCAGCUUCGACGGGUUCUGGUCCGGGGACUAACAGACGAACCAAAUACCUCCAGCAGCUCUGCACACAUACCUUUGCAGAGUGACGUCCUGGAUUGCGGUGUGAUCCUCUAUCUCCGCCUGUUUUCUACACCGUCUGCAGCACUUUUGAAAAGGUCGGCUUUUGUAAAUGUGUGUGUACCUUUCUAUUCAUGGUGACAUAUGUGAUUACUUUGAUUAGAGUGCAUAUUUCCUUGACGGUUUGUUUCCAGUUACAGUAUGGGGCCACUGUACAUAGAAAUCCAAUGAAGAGCAAACACAUGAACACGAACACACACAUUUAUUUAGGAUUAUUUCUAAAAGUGUUGAAUUGUUCAGGUAACGCCCACUCCAGGCACUGUCGCUGUGUAAACGUUGUUUUCUUGUCUUUGACUGCAGAUAUGGGGCUGCAAUCUCACUGACCUUAAGAAUUAUUGAAACACUCCAAGCCCGAAAAAAUUAAACAUAGGAAGCUGCAGCAUUAGUGUGCUUGUGCAUUAAAUACUGUUUAGUUCUGAUACAAGUUAUUAACAUUACAAUGACGGAAGAAGCUGAACUCCAGAUGCACACAGUGUGUGUCGAGGUAAAAGUCUCAGUUAUGUCACGAAUGCUUUAUUUAGUCACACAGUCAGAAAGUGGUUUAUAUCCCGACAUAUGGAAAAGUUGAUAUUCAGAGUGUGAUCUUUCUUUUGGGAAAAGAAAAACGACCGAUGCAAAAAUCUAUUUUCACUGGAAACGAUUAACAUUUGAAAAUGGAGGUUUAAUCCGUGACCUGUAGAGGGCCCUAAGAUCAGAGACACACAGCCCCAACUGAGCAUUGUCUGAUAAUGUUUUUGCCCAACAUAUUAGCAAACAAAGUGCCUAUUUAAGCAAACGACAGACAGUAGCAGCAUUAUCAUCACGUUGGACGGUGUUUCCCCCUUACAAAUGUGCUCGCUCAUCCUCGCUCUGUUUUGGUCUCCACCAACUCCUGAGUUCAGCCUUGUAGAUGUUUGAAUUCCUCACCAGCCAGCUAAAUUGCUUGCUUAGCUUAAUCUCAGUCUGCCACUAGAUACAGUACAGUGCGGUUUAAGAACAAUGUUCUGUAGCGCUUAAAAUCCCAAACAAUUGAGCCACGAGGGGCUGAGAAAGCAAUCCGAGCAGCCAAGCUGGCGACUAUUUUGUGUCUGUACGUCGGUCGGGGGGACGCCUCUCACAGUAGCAUUGGCACAUGCAGAUUUUUUAAAUGAUUCUUUUGCCUAUCAAUAAAACUGAAAACGUCUCUUAAAAAAUACACUAAAUUUAGAGAUUGCAAAUUUUGAAGAAAAGCAUUUCAAACAAUUUGCUGAAUAAGCACACUAAUAUGAAUUUCUUUUCAUCAUUACGUCUCUUUUAUUCUAUUCUGCACAUUUAUUUAUUUGAUCAAAAUUAACCAACAAAUGCGUUCAUAUACCAAUGACUGGUUUACACAUGUUUCUAUUGCCCCCCCCUCCCUCCCAUGAUGGUGGAGGUAACUCUGUGUCUGUCUCUGUGCCGGAGCAAACUGGAGCACCAAGGCAGAAUUAAUCAGCACGUCUGCCAUUACAAGUUUUAGGUUAUUAUUCAUAUCCAGUCUCUGGCUCAUCACAACACAUUUAAUGAUCCCACAAGCUAUUUUGAACCAAUUACAGAUAUGAGAGGGAUAGGCCUGCAAACACCGGUCGGUCUGUGCCAGAUGAACCGCGUGAAUCAUGUGUGGAUGACGUCACGUUCCUCUGCCAGAAACUCUCCUAUGUAACAAGCCUGAAGUGAGACUACCCAGCCAGGAUUUGGGACGGAUUUAUUCUUUUUUUAUUAAUAUCAUGAAAUUGUAGCUUCAACUCAUAUUUGUAUGCAGAUUGAUUGCUGUUUACCCAGAACCUCUAGACCAGCUCAGAAGCCAUAAACAGUCAUCAUGCGAUCCAUCGCCAUCAGCGUCAAUACAACAGGGACAACCAGUGAUUCUACUUUAUGAGCUUAUUGUUGUAUGCGUCUAUUUUGAAGACCGAGUCGCUCCAUCGGGCUCCUCUAUAAAUAUCAUGUUCAGCCCCAUAUCAGUAGCCUUAUACGGUUUGGAACUGUGUUAUACCUUUUAUAGGUAGGAUUUUGCUUCACAUUGAUAGUUUAACUUAAUUUCACUGUUGAAUCAAAGUUUGCAUGAAGAUUUUUUUUUUUUUAUUAUGUUGUUGGGCAUCAAUUGGUUUUUAACUCCAAUUUUUUUCAACAUCCUGAUAGAAAUCUUAAACAUUCCAGAUAAAGUGAUUGUUCACAAGGUGGAUGCCUGAUUCAGUGCACAGUUUCUAAUAAAAAACACAUAUCAUUUCAAUUA
This is a messenger RNA of Gasterosteus aculeatus aculeatus (three-spined stickleback), 4147 nucleotides long. It is a transcript of the gene gabra2b, whose product is annotated as gamma-aminobutyric acid type A receptor subunit alpha2b. Gene Ontology annotation, cellular component: membrane. The record is from RefSeq and is a predicted model, not a curated record. Gene Ontology annotation, biological process: monoatomic ion transmembrane transport; gamma-aminobutyric acid signaling pathway; chloride transport. Gene Ontology annotation, molecular function: extracellular ligand-gated monoatomic ion channel activity; GABA-A receptor activity. Lineage: Eukaryota; Metazoa; Chordata; Actinopteri; Perciformes; Gasterosteidae.